Molecule: messenger RNA, 4840 nt
Organism: Nothobranchius furzeri (turquoise killifish)
Lineage: Eukaryota; Metazoa; Chordata; Actinopteri; Cyprinodontiformes; Nothobranchiidae
Gene: acin1b
Product: apoptotic chromatin condensation inducer 1b
Biological process (GO): RNA splicing
Cellular component (GO): precatalytic spliceosome; ASAP complex
Molecular function (GO): RNA binding
Source: RefSeq, a predicted model, not a curated record
AGUGACGCCGAGCGGCCGUAGCGACGUUUGUUGGGAGUUUAGACAAGCGGAGGGAGCAAAAUGGCGGACGAAGAUAUUACGCUUGAUGGAAAACCUCUACAGUCGCUCCGAGUUGCGGAUUUGAAAGCUGCCCUGGAGCAAAGAAACCUCCCGAAAAGCGGACAGAAAAACACGCUGAUUAAGCGACUCAAAGGGGCUCUGAUGCUGGAAAACCUGCAGAAAUCAUCCUCCUCUCACAGUGUGCUGCAGCCAAACUCUCAGAUUGGGGAGGAGAUGUGCCAGAACAGCUUCAUAAAACAGUACUUGGCCAAACAGCAGGAGCUCCUCCAUCAGAGGCUUGAGAGAGGGGCCCAGAGGGGAGAAGAGGCUGAUGAAAGUCCAGCUGGACCAGAGGAGGAUGAAGACCAUUCUGAAGACGAAGACAGCUCAUCAUACGUUACAGAUAAAAGUCAAACGUUACCGUCCCAACCCUCGGGUGCUCCCGGUUCUACUUUCCACCACCAGGAGUCUCCUGAAGCUUCAGGAGUCAAGCUGCAGCGAGGACACAAGGAGGCCCCGGCCCCCUCUCCUCCUCGUGCGGUCGCCUACCUGUCGGUGCGAGUCCUGGGACAGCCCGGUGGCCCCCCUGCUGCAUCCCGCUCCCAGGAGAAGGAGCAAACGGUUGAUCCCGGAUCGGCUCACUCUGCCCUUAACCUCAGUCGCUCUGUUGGGAGAUCAGCAGGAAAUCACGUACAGGAGGACAGCGACGACGACGAUGAAGUCAACAGUGAUGAUAGUGAUGAAGAUGAGGACUGGGGGUCCAGUUCUAGCAGAGCAGGGAUGCGGAAAAGAGCGCCUCCCCCGUUGCCACACGCGGCUCCCAGUAACUCCUCAGCUGCAGCGAGAUCCAAACGCAAGCUUCAGCCUCCGCAGCACAUCCUACCCCCGCCGCAAGUGGACCCCACUCCCAUGCAGCUGCGCCACCCCACGCCUCCUCCUUCACCUCCUCAUAACCUCUUCCCUUUGCCAGACACUCCCAAGCAAAGUCCUCCCGACGAUCAGGAGCGGGAUGGGCUCCGAGAUCCACAGGUGACGCCUUUCCAAUCUUCCGCAAGACAGAGGAAAGAUUCGGAUUCAAGCUCUCGCUCCAGCAGCCCGGAACCCCCCGUCAGAGGCAGGCCAGGGCCCCUUUCUCUGCUCGUACACAAGAUGGAGACAGAGGAGGCGUCUGCAGCGCCGGGCUCGUCAGGAGAUUCGGCACACUCCCCUGCCGGCUGUUCCAGGGAACCUCUGCUGCGAGGAUCAGAAACGAAAAGAGCACAAAAGAGCAGAGAAGACAGGAAGCAUCUGAUGGAGGAGAAGGAGAGGGAACUACAGCAAGAGCAGGAACGAGAGAAGAAACGCCCAGAGGAAGAAAAGAAGAAAACACAACUGGAGGAGGAGAGGAAGCAGCGCCAGGAAGAGGAAGAGGAGAGGGAGAGAAAACACCGGGAAGAGGAAAAGGAGAAGAAACAUAAGGAGGAGGAGGAGAAAAAAAUAAUACAACUAGAAGAGAAGAAAAAGGAAAGGGAAAGAAAACACCGGGAAGAGGAAAAGGAGAAGAAACAUAAGGAGGAGGAGGAGAAAAAAAUAAUACAACUAGAAGAGAAGAAAAAGGAAAGGGAAAGAAAACACCGGGAAGAGGAAAAGGAGAAGAAACAUAAGGAGGAGGAGGAGAAAAAAAUAAUACAACUAGAAGAGAAGAAAAAGGAAAGGGAAAGAAAACACCAGGAAGAGGAAAAGGAGAAGAAACGUAAGGAGGAGGAGGAGAAAAGAAUACAACUAGAAGAGGAGAAGAAAAAGGAAAGGGAGAGAAAACACCAGGAAGAGGAAAAGGAGAAGAAACGUAAGGAGGAAGAGGAGAAAAAAAGAAUACAACUAGAAGAGGAGAAGAAAAAGGAAAGGGAGAGAAAAUGGCAGGAGGAGGAAAAAGAGAAGAAACGUAAGGAGGAAGAGAAGAGACGAGAGGAGGAACGGCUAAAGAAGGAAAAAACUCAGGAAAAAGCCAAAGAAGAGAGUACGUUGGCGGCUGAGACUCAAGACUCUGGCUCGUCUUCAGAUUCUGACUCCAAAUCAGACUCCUCUUCAUCACCACGCUCCUCCUCUUCCUCCUCUCCUUCCUACAGGAACAAAACCCAAACGGUCAGUCAGCCUAAGACGUCGGUCCAGAGACCAGAGGCAGAUGAUGAGAAGGAGACCGGUGUGGGUAAAGUGUCAGAGAAACCAAGCCUUUCUAAAAGGGAGGUUUCGGAGCCCAGCACAGCAGCUGUUACAGAGGUGGAACCAGACUCGGAGAGCUCCAUGGCCCAGCAGCCAGCAUCUGGGUCAGAGCCGGAGAGCAGCGAGAGCCGUCCAGAGGAGAGCACCACUCCUAAGGCUUUUGCCGCUCGCAAGAUCUCUUUAACCAGCAGCAAAGCAUCUCCAGCCUCAACAGAUGGAGCUGCAGCAGACGCCGAGGUGGGAAACGCAGGUGGGAGGAAGCGGCGGUGGGGCUCCAGCACGGCAGUCACCGUUAAGAAACCAUCGAUAAGCAUCACCACCGAGUCCCUGAAGUCUUUGAUACCAGACAUCAAAGUGAAGCAGGAGAUGGUUGUGGACCUUCACCCCGAGGAGCUGCAGUUGUCUGGAGACGAGGAGAGCCUGGACGCCAGCCUGAGCGACCCAGAUAAAGGCCUCAAGAUCCGGCGCACCGUCACACAGGUUGUUCCCAACGACAGCCAGGAGAACGGCCAGCCAAGUGAAGAUGUGGAGAAAAUGGAGAAAGAAGACGAAGAGCAGAAGCCCUCUAGAGACAAACGAAAGAGCAGCCUUUCAGACGAAACCUCGGAAACGCAGAUGUCCGUGGAGCUCGAAGAGGAGAAAAAAAAAGUCACCCCCAGCGACAGCCUGGUGCGUCGCUCUAUUAGUCAGCAGAAGUCCGGCGUGUCCAUCACAAUCGACGACCCCGUUCGCUCAACCAGACAGCCCUCGCCACCCCGAGGAAAGGUUUCCAACAUCAUCCACGUGACCAACCUGGUUCGACCUUUUACCCUGCUCCAGCUCAAAGAGCUGCUCAACCGGACAGGAAGUGUUGUUGAGGAGGGCUUCUGGAUCGAUAAGAUCAAGUCCCACUGCUAUGUCACGUAUGCUAGCACGGAGGAGGCCGUCUCCACCAGGACGGCUCUGCAUGGAGUCAAAUGGCCCGCUAGUAAUCCCAAGGUGCUGAGCGUGGACUUCUGCAAACAAGCUGAGUUGGAUUUUCACAAAGGCAUCCUGAAGCCCAAAGUGGAGGAGGACCACGUCGUCCAGCCGACCGUUCCUCCUAACCGGCCGCCCCCUCUGAUGCGCGAUCGUGACAAGGACCACAACCGAGACAAGGAGCGGGAUAGAGACAAGGAGCGGGACAGGGGAGUUCGAGAUCUGUUGGCAGAGCGUCAGAGAGAGAUGGAGCGCCGGGAAAGGACGAGAGGCGAGCGAGAGUGGGACCGCGAUAAAGUCCGGGAAUUUGCGAGACUUGGAGAGGACGGGCGCCGAUCGAGGUCCAGAGAAAGGGAGAGGAGGAGGAGGGAGAGGGCCAAGAGCAAAGAGAGGAAGACGGAGAAGAAGGAAAAAGAUGAACCUCCUGUUAAAUUGUUGGACGACUUGUUCCUGAAGACCAAAGCAGCUCCGUGUAUCUACUGGCUUCCCCUCACAGAGGAGCAGGCAACACAGAGGGUUUUAGACCGCCUAGAGCGCCAGAAGGAGCGCGAGCGAAAGCGUAAGGAGCGAGAGGAGGAGGAGGAGAAAAAACGCGAAGAGGAGAAAAAGGAGAGACUGAAGGCCCGGGAAAAGGACAGCAGCAUGGCGGCGAGCAGCAGAGCGGCCGGGAGGACAGCGGACGGAGAGAGGGAGAGAGACCGCGGUCGGGAACGAGACGGGGACAAGAAGGAGGACGCCGGCCACAGAUCCGGGCGACCCUCAGCAGGCGCCGGUGCCAACAGCGCUCAGCGCGCUCGUAGUCGUAGCAACCCGAGGGACCGGCGUCGCUGAAGGUUACAGGGACCAAUGAGAGGGGGAGGCGGAAGAUGCAGCAGACAGGAAGUGAUGAGAAUGUUUCUUUUGAGGGUACGCCUCCCUGCCUACCUGUUUAAUUUUGUUUUUUCUCUUGUUCGUGUUGACGCCAGCGUUGUCUUCCGCACAUUCUACCAUUUACCCUUUUUAACAUUCACACGCAAAAAUAAAGACCUUUUAGCUCCACUCCUGCUUCUCUCAACAUUAAUGAAAAAAAGUAGCUGAGAACGGUCAUUUUCAGGCGUCACACUUAAAUUUGUCCCUGAGUUUUGGAAGCUGACCUCCAGUUUUUCAGUUCUGGGGCCGUUCACUUCCUGUCUCCUCUGCCCUGUAAUAAACCUGGUACAAGGUAGAUCUCCAACCAUGAUGUCACUUAUUUUCUAGGAUCUGUUUUAUUGUUCCAGUUUUUAUUAGAUUUAAAUAUAUAAAAUAAUCACAAGCAGCCGCCUUCUGUCAGUGAAAUGAUUUUCUGUUACUUUUCUCCGCUUGUCGCGUGGCAGCCGUUUAUCUCAUGAUAAAAAUGCAACGGAUCUCAACACUGUAACACGGGGAGAGUUUGUGUUCAUCGGUUUUGGAUAACAGGAAGUCCUGUAACCAGUCUGGGACCGUACUUGCUCUAAUAUCCACAUUUAGAAACGCUUACAUUUAUUUUUAAAAGAUACAAAAAAAUAAAAAUCAAAAGUUUAUGUCCAAAUAGAGUAAAUUGUUUUGAAAAGUUUGAAUUCCCCCCUCCUGUAAGUGCUGAUUGUACAAAGGGUUUAAGAAAUGAAUAAACUUUAAUUGGUUUACCAAA